This is a messenger RNA of Suillus subaureus, 525 nucleotides long. RefSeq lists its product as uncharacterized. The transcript has a single exon. Lineage: Eukaryota; Fungi; Basidiomycota; Agaricomycetes; Boletales; Suillaceae. The annotation marks the transcript as partial. The record is from RefSeq and is a predicted model, not a curated record.
UGGGCAAGGCUGUCCCAAGUUGCUGUCAAGGGUGCUCAAUAUAACUCCAGUGAAUGUCAGCCUCACCUGAAAUGUUUGCAAGGGACCUGGGCUAAUCUCCUCACAUACAUCCACCAAUUACUAGACAGAGAAGAGAAGAAUCAACUUAUAUGGCUGCAUGGCAUGGCAGGUGUCGGAAAGUCUGCUGUUGCAUUCACUGUAGCUGAAAGGAUGAAAGGUCUAAAAGUGACAGAGGAGACAAAUGUCGAAAAGCAGCUAGUGGGGACAUUCUUUUUCUUGCGCAAGCACACCAAACAUUGCACUGCUGGAUAUUUCUUUGCAAUGCUUGCCUACCAGCUUGCCAAUAAUUUUCCAUCCAUCUGGAGGGAUGUAAACACAGUCAUCCACAACAAUCUCACUCUACUAGACCCCGAUACACCUCUCUGUGACCAGAUGGAGGCUUUUUUGCUCAAACCUCUCCAGUGGCUUCGAUCUAGAUUGCACAAGUGUCUGCCUUUGACCUUUGUUAUUGAUGCCCUUGAUGAA